ACCGGGGGAGGGGCAGGAAAGAGGGCUAUAAGGGCCGCAGCGGUGCGGGGCGGGAACCAGCCAGGCCAUGGCGGAGGUCCCGGGAGCCCAACGCUCGGUUCUUGCCGGCGGCCCAGAGCCCCGGGAUCCCCUGGACUGCUGGGCCUGUGCAGUGCUAGUAACGGCUCAGAAUCUGUUGGUGGCUGUCUUCAAUCUUCUCCUGCUGGCUUUAGUCCUGGGGACCAUCUUGCUACCCGCUGUCACCAUGUUGGGCUUCGGCUUUCUCUGCCACUCUCAGUUCCUGCGCUCCCAGGCACCCCCUUGCACCGCCCAUCUGCGGGACCCAGGCUUCACGGCCCUGUUGGUCACUGGAUUCCUGCUGCUGGUACCGCUGCUUGUGCUUGCCUUGGCCACCUAUCGCCGCCUCUGCCUGCGUCUCCGCCUGGCCGACUGCCUAGUACCCUACAGCCGUGCCCUCUACAGGCGCCGGCGCAUCCCACAGCCGAAGCAAAUCCCGGCCUCACCAGGGUCCCGGGCUGUUCCCACACCGGGAAAGGUCUGGGUUUGAGGUGCGUUGAGUCAAGAAUUCUGUUGAUUGUCCUCCUGGACGCGGAAGGACUUGAAGCAAGCUCAGGGGUAUUCUGCCUUGUCCUGCUCCUUACCAUUGCCCGAGUCAGGUUCUAGUAUCCCUUUGAUGGACCAUCACCACCUGUGGAUCCAAUGCUGGCGAAAAUUCCCAUGCCCCAGAACAUCUCACUUGAAUCCUGAACGUUUGGGCUGGACCCUGCACAUCUUCUCUCUCUCCCCUAGCGGAAAUAGGAGAGCUGAACUUUGUGCCUUCCUUAGCUGGUGCAGCUCCUCUAAUAUUUACGGGACUGAGGGACAACGCUGGAGAAGGAACCAUCACAAACAAUAAAGAAUUUAUGAAAUAAAUGUGCUCUGUGAAUACAGGGGUGGCUUAUAUACAGUUGUCCCUGCCCAGGGCUCAGGAGUAGGAAACAAAUCCCUGAGACUACAAAUGGGCAGACCAGAGCAUCCUCCAGCAUCCUGCCUUUCCUUAUCGCCUUAGUCCGUUCUUCCUGGUUAGACCCCAGAGUUCUGACCCUGACCCCAAAGCCACUUCUCCAUUAAUAGCGCGGAGGGGGCCUUGCUUCAGCUGCCUACCCAGCUCCCCUUGGGGACCCGAGCCCGUUCUCUGACCCCAGCUUAAAGGAACUAAGUGUUGCCAGGCCGGGGUGGGAAACAAUGGGUCUUCCGGAGCAGGAUGACACCCCCUCCCGCUACAAUCUGAAGCAGCAGCGUGGGAGGGAAGAUGG
This is a messenger RNA of Alexandromys fortis (reed vole), 1295 nucleotides long. It is a transcript of the gene Tmem88, whose product is annotated as transmembrane protein 88. The coding region runs from base 68 to 547 and encodes 159 amino acids. NCBI's taxonomy places the organism in Eukaryota, Metazoa, Chordata, Mammalia, Rodentia, Cricetidae. Gene Ontology annotation, cellular component: plasma membrane. Gene Ontology annotation, molecular function: PDZ domain binding. Gene Ontology annotation, biological process: negative regulation of canonical Wnt signaling pathway. The transcript has 2 exons. The record is from RefSeq and is a predicted model, not a curated record.